Molecule: messenger RNA, 1733 nt
Organism: Mizuhopecten yessoensis (Yesso scallop)
Lineage: Eukaryota; Metazoa; Mollusca; Bivalvia; Pectinida; Pectinidae
Product: dnaJ-like protein MG002 homolog
Exons: 7
Coding region: 146-844 (232 amino acids)
Source: RefSeq, a predicted model, not a curated record
UUACCCAGUUUCCGGGCAGCGGAAUUUUACAUAACAACUUUUAAAAACAAGGAACGUCCAAUAGAUUACAGAAGAACUCUAUUUUCGACUGCUGCAAGAGCUGGACGACGAAAUUGCCACAAUGACAAUAAUAUGAAAAUUUGAAAUGCACAAGGUCAAUCAGAAAAGCCUGAAGAUGUUUCGUCCUUUGAAAUUGAGGACUUUUUGCUCCCCCAAGAUGCAACUUCAGUAUGCUUCCUUGUAUGAGGUAUUGGGGGUGACUGUGAAUGCCACUCAAACAGAAAUAAAAUCAGCAUAUCUUACAAAAUCUAAAAAGUUUCAUCCCGAUUUCAACAUGGAAUCUGACACAAACCUAGAAUUUUUGAAAGUGCAGAAUGCUUAUAAAACCUUAAGCAAUCCUUUACAUAGAUGUGCAUAUGACCGCGCCUUCACCAGUUUAAAUGCCAAGGAGAUGUUCCACAGCAUAUUUCAUACCAAAGCACAGACACCUAAUGUAUGGGAUUACUGUCAUCACUUCCACCACUCGGCCGAGCUCAGCUGUUCAGAUCCUCCGCCUACCAAAAAGCAAGAAUUAACCAAAGUUCAACAGUUUUACUCAAAAAACCUUGUCUCAUGUUUUUGGCUGAUAAUAUUUUUGGGAACGACAGCUUUGUUGUUUGGGACCGGGUAUGCUAUAGAAAAUAAGGAUAAAAAAUUACCAGAAACCCCCCGAAAGCCUUCUCACAAAGUUCAGAAAAGUGUUACAGACACAAAUAUCUCUCCCCUACGUGCUCGACAGCACUCAAGGCCAACAGACCUAACUAAGUACAAAGAGUUAGACAUUCCUAAAAGGGAGGAGGAAUAGGAAGUUGCAUUAAUUCCUUCCUCUGUCUACCAUAUUUGUGAGAUUCUGUGAUAAUUAUGAAUACAUUUUAUCCAGCAAUGGUUAAAGAUACUGUAAAAGCAUAAUAUUUCGUUUUGGGAUUAAAUUUCGUUUAUUUUGUGGUUUUAUAAAAACCGUGAAAUAUAAACCCAUCGACAUCUUAAACACACAAAAUAUAAACUAUUAAAAUAUCAUAUAAACUAUCAAUUUUAUUAUUAACAUUUAUACACAAGUCAUGAUUAACAAUGUAAUUAUCAUCACAGGCACAGUCAGAAGAGACAUGUUUCUCUUCCGCUAUCGUAAGAACUACUGACAAGGUACAUGUACGUCUACGUGAGUCUACAAAGUAUACAUCAUGUGUAUAUCGCUCUUUGUAUAUAUUAUAAGCUAUAGAGCGUGACGUAUUUGACCGGUACCAAUGGAGUAAGUAAAUCUCGCCCGAUCUUAAAUGUCUUCAUGCCUGUCAGUUUAAACUUACUUUCCAGAAAAAAUGCAGGGUUUUAAAUGAUUGAUUCCACAAAAUGUAAUCCCAACGAAUUUGUCCGAAUACAGAAAAAAUAAACCCCAAUGAAAAUAUAUGCUUUUGCAGUAUUUAUCUUUAAUUUUGUCUGUAUUGGUUGAAAAUUGUGUAUGAAAAAUCAAUUUGAUUAAUGUCAACGGCAUAACCUUUUUAAGAAAAGGAUUUUGAAUUUUUCAAAAAUGAAAAUGCAACUUUUUUAGAUAAUCAUGCUUCAAUAUAAGAACAUGUAUGAAUUAGAUGUAGACAUUUUUUUAACAAAUAAAACUGCGUGAAAUAGAAGCUGUAUAUAUAGUAUGUUUUCAUUUCUGUCAUAAAAUACAGUUGAUGCUUUGAGAUGUGUCUUUAGAUGUU